AUGAUAAGAGAUUUUAAAAUGUUAUACAAUUUUAAGUCUAUUAAAUAAUUUUAGUUUAAACAUAAUGUAAUUCAAAGAUUUCUAUGUAAAUUUCAAUUAAAAUAAGCUAUAUGAUUCAAUAAAACAGUUUAAAAAUUAGCUUAAAUUAAAAACAGAAAAAUCUUAAAAAUGGCAACAGUUUCAAAUGACGAUGAUCAUAAGCCAUUCAUGUUUUUAGGUAAGGAUGUAUCAAAAAUUCCUUGUUUCCGUAAUAGCUAUUUUUAUGGUAUACUGGGAGGAAUAGCAAGUGGAUUGGGAUGCUUUAUGUUAACAAGUAAACCAAAAAAGGCUGUUAAUGUUGGUUUUGGAUCUUUUUUUGUUAUAUCAACUUCAUAUUGGAUUUUAUGCCGAUACAAUUAUAGUAUUACAGAAAAAAGAAUGAAUGAACUAAAGGAUGUUAUUAUUGAAAAAAAAAGUGGCCAACUAUAAAUUAUGUAAAAUGAAAAGUUCAUUUUUAAUAUAGUAACUCAGAAGGUGUUUUAUUAUUUAAUUAAAUUACUAAGUAUAAAGUUGUAUUUCUUAUUAGAUUUUAGUAUAUUGCAUUUUAUAAUUUAUAAACAUUUUUAUUUUUUGAAUAAAAUAAUGAUGUUUGAAA
Molecule: messenger RNA, 634 nt
Organism: Daktulosphaira vitifoliae (grape phylloxera)
Lineage: Eukaryota; Metazoa; Arthropoda; Insecta; Hemiptera; Phylloxeridae
Gene: l(3)87Df
Product: cytochrome c oxidase assembly protein COX20, mitochondrial
Exons: 3
Coding region: 169-468 (99 amino acids)
Biological process (GO): mitochondrial respiratory chain complex IV assembly
Cellular component (GO): mitochondrial inner membrane; mitochondrion
Source: RefSeq, a predicted model, not a curated record